CUCCGAAAAAUCGCGGGAAUUCAUGAAACUACUUGAUGAUCUUGACAUGGUUGGUGCAUUCGACGUCGUCGCGAUUCACGCAUGAGCCGCGCGACUUAAAAAUAAACCACACGAGAAUUCGAAAAUUUAACCGCGGUGCGCGCUCCACGCUCCAGUCUGGCGGGAGAACUUGUGCGGUACGGGACUGUGCUUGGAAUUUGAAAAUAAAAUAAAAAUAAUAACACCGAAACGCCGAAACACCGAAUCUAGCUGUUAUCGAUCCCAAUCAUUUCGAAAUUUUCAAGACUCCUCUACCUUUCAAAUUGAAUCAAGCACACCACAAAAUCGAAAAUGUUAAUAAGACUCGCCAGAAGCCCACUAUGCCGGACCGCAAACCAUUCCUACAAAUUGAAUUACUCAACAAAAAUUGAAUAUAGACCAAUCAGGAGCGUUCUAGUCGCUAAUAGAGGAGAAAUUGCAGUGCGAGUAUUUAGGGCUUGCAAUGAAUUAGGAAUCAAAUCUGUAGCUAUUUAUUCUAAAGAAGACAGAUCUCACAUUCAUAGGUUGAAAGCAGAUGAAAGUUACCUGGUCGGAGAAGGUUUACCGCCAGUCCAAGCAUACUUAAAUGUUCCAGAAAUUAUAAAAAUUUGUAAGGAUAACGGCAUCGACGCCGUACAUCCAGGUUAUGGGUUCCUAUCAGAGAGAUCAGACUUUGCUCAAGCUGUCAUCGACGCCGGCAUCAGAUUUAUCGGACCAUCUCCGAAGGUCGUGUACCAAAUGGGUGAUAAAGUUGCUGCUAGAGAAGCUGCCAUUGCAGCAGGUGUACCAAUUGUGCCUGGUACCGAUGGUCCAGUUACAACAAAAGAAGAAGCUAGGGAGUUUUGCAUCAAGCAUGGUUUGCCUGUGAUAUUCAAAGCAGCCUAUGGAGGAGGCGGUAGAGGUAUGAGAGUUGUGAGGAAGAUGGAAGAAGUAGAGGAAAAUUUCCAAAGAGCUUCAUCGGAAGCUCUCAGUGCUUUUGGUAACGGGGCCAUGUUUAUAGAAAAAUUCAUCGAGAGACCUAGACAUAUUGAAGUCCAACUUUUAGGUGACAAAGCUGGAAAUGUAGUUCAUCUAUUCGAACGAGAUUGCUCGGUUCAACGUCGUCAUCAAAAGGUAGUAGAAAUGGCCCCGGCGCCCCAUUUAGACCCCAAAAUCAGAGAACAAAUGACGUCGUUGGCUGUCAAACUAGCGAGGCACGUGGGCUACGAGAACGCCGGGACAGUAGAAUUUUUGUGCGACGAAAAAGGCAACUUCUACUUCAUCGAAGUCAAUGCUAGGUUGCAAGUGGAACAUACCGUAACUGAAGAAAUUACCGGCAUCGAUUUGGUGCAGUCCCAAAUUAGGGUCGCAGAAGGAAUGACAUUGCCCGAAUUGGGUAUUUCUCAGGAAACAAUCAAGCCCAGCGGUUUCGCCAUCCAAUGUCGUGUGACCACGGAAGAUCCAGCCAAAAAUUUCCAACCGGACACCGGCAGGAUAGAGGUAUUCCGUUCCGGAGAAGGUAUGGGUAUCCGUUUAGAUGGAGCUUCAGCCUUCGCAGGAGCCAUCAUCUCCCCCUACUACGAUUCUCUACUCGUCAAAGUCAUAGCCCACUCGAAGGACCUCCAAAGCUCCUGUGCCAAAAUGAACAGAGCUCUCAGGGAGUUCCGUGUUAGAGGAGUCAAAACGAACGUUCCUUUCUUGUUGAACGUGCUGGAGAACCAAAAGUUCCUGAACGGAUCUGUUGAUACUUAUUUCAUCGAUGAGAACCCUCAAUUGUUUAAUUUCGCUCCGACGAGGAACAGGGCUCAGAAGUUAUUGAAUUAUUUAGCACAGGUGCUUGUGAAUGGACCGCAAACGCCGUUGGCUACUAAGUUAAAGCCAGCUGAAACUAAACCGCACGUGCCUCCGGUGUCUCAAGAAUACCUGGCGACGAAUCCAGAGGCAAAUCCAAGUGUUCAACCACCAAAAGGGCUACGCCAAGUAUACAAAGAACAAGGUCCCGAAGCCUUUGCCAAGGCCGUACGUAACCACAAAGGCCUUCUACUCAUGGACACCACGUACAGAGAUGCUCACCAGUCCCUCUUAGCCACCAGAGUACGGUCUCAUGAUCUCCUCAAAAUAUCACCCUUCGUUACCCACAAUUUCAGUCAAUUGUACUCCUUGGAGAAUUGGGGAGGUGCUACCUUUGACGUAGCGUUAAGGUUCCUGCACGAAUGUCCUUGGGAGAGACUAGAAGAAAUGAGAAAAUUGAUUCCUAAUAUCCCCUUCCAAAUGUUGCUCCGUGGAGCUAAUGCUGUUGGUUAUACCAACUAUCCCGAUAAUGUUGUCUUCAAGUUCUGCGAACUAGCGGUCCAAACCGGUAUGGAUGUAUUCAGAGUAUUCGAUUCAUUAAAUUAUCUUCCUAACUUGAUUGUUGGUAUGGACGCCGCUGGUAAAGCUGGUGGUAUAGUAGAAGCUGCGAUCUCUUACUCUGGAGAUGUUAGCGAUCCUAACAAAAAGAAAUAUGACCUAAAAUACUACCUCAAGAUUGCCGAUGAACUUGUUAAAGCUGGUACUCAUGUAUUAGCCAUUAAGGAUAUGGCAGGAUUGCUUAAACCGAAAGCAGCUAAGAUCCUCAUUUCAGCUUUAAGAGACAAAUAUCCUGACCUUCCAAUCCACAUUCACACUCACGAUACUAGUGGUGCUGGUGUAGCCUCAAUGUUGGCAUGCGCUGAAGCCGGUGCUGAUGUAGUAGAUGUAGCCGUUGACUCGAUGUCUGGUCUCACCAGUCAGCCUAGCAUGGGAGCUAUAGUAGCCAGUUUACAGGGUACUCAAAAUGAUACUGGUAUAAAAUUGGACACAGUUUCCGAAUAUUCGGCCUUUUGGGAACAAACUAGGACUUUGUAUGCUCCGUUCGAAUGUACGACAACAAUGAAGAGUGGUAAUGCUGACGUGUAUGGAAACGAAAUUCCUGGAGGACAAUAUACCAACUUGCAGUUCCAAGCCUAUUCGUUAGGUCUCGGUGACUUCUUCGAAGAUGUCAAGAAAGCCUACGGCCAAGCCAACCAACUUCUAGGUGACAUCAUUAAAGUAACUCCAUCAUCGAAGGUAGUUGGAGACUUAGCUCAAUUCAUGGUCCAGAACAAACUUAACACGCAAGACGUUUUAGACAAAGCCGAAGAACUUUCAUUCCCAAAAUCAGUCGUAGAGUACCUUCAAGGUCACAUUGGACAACCGUACGGUGGUUUCCCGGAACCAUUGAGGUCUAAGGUCCUCAGGGAUAUGCCUCGUAUCGAAGGUAGACCUGGAGCAAGUUUGCCUCCUUUGGACUUUAACAAAUUGGGUCAAGAUUUGAAAGAAACAUUCCCCAAUGCUACUGAUCGGGACGUCAUGUCUGCAGCUCUCUAUCCCCAAGUAACCAACGAAUAUUUAGCCUUUAACGAACAAUAUGGUCCAGUAGAUAAACUGGAUACUAGGAUAUUCCUUGUAGGACCUAAAGUGGGUGAAGAAUUCGAAGUGACAAUAGAAAAAGGUAAAACUUUAGGUAUCAAAACUUUAGCCGUAGCUGAAGAUUUAACCGAGAACGGAGAAAGGGAAGUUUUCUUUGAACUGAAUGGUACACUGAGGUCGGUAUUGAUCAGAGACAAAGAUGCUGGAAAAGAAAUGCACUUCCAUCCAAAGGCUGAUAAAACGAACAAACAACAAAUAGGAGCCCCCAUGCCUGGAACUGUAAUUGAUAUCAGAGUAAAAGUGGGCGAAAAGAUAGAAAAGGGAACACCACUAGUAAUUCUUUCUGCCAUGAAGAUGGAGACUGUCGUUCAAAGUCCUGUAGCUGGUACCGUCAAGACGAUUGACGCCGCUAUGAAUAUGAAGCUCGAAGCAGAAGACCUGAUCAUAACUGUAGAAUAAACAAAUCAUUAUUUUAUUUUUAGAUUUUAAAUAUUAAAUCUUUUACUUCAGACAUUACUUAAGCAGGCUGUGUUGUUACAAACACUUUUAAAGUUGUUACAUAUAAAAAAGUAGUUGUUAAGUUUUAAAAUUCUGUUAAUUGAUUUGUAUAUAUUGAAAAUUUAUCAUUUUAUAAAUUUGUCAUAUAUUAUAGCAAUCAAUUAUAGUAAUUUGUUAUUUGAAUUUAUUUUUACAUUCAAUAUAUUUUUAUACAAAGAAAUGGUUUUUGUAUUUAUUGGACUAUUAUAUU
Molecule: messenger RNA, 4174 nt
Organism: Psylliodes chrysocephalus
Lineage: Eukaryota; Metazoa; Arthropoda; Insecta; Coleoptera; Chrysomelidae
Source: the annotation of a GenBank genome assembly